Sugiyamaella lignohabitans is the source of this 426-nucleotide messenger RNA. RefSeq names its product proteasome core particle subunit alpha 1 (gene SCL1). Gene Ontology annotation, cellular component: proteasome core complex; nucleus; cytosol. NCBI's taxonomy places the organism in Eukaryota, Fungi, Ascomycota, Dipodascomycetes, Dipodascales, Trichomonascaceae. The transcript has a single exon. Bases 1 to 426 code for a protein of 141 amino acids. The record is from RefSeq and is a predicted model, not a curated record.
AUGCCUUGUGACGUUCUGGCCAAGCGACUGGCUAAUAUCAACCAGAUUUAUACCCAGAGGGCAUAUAUGAGACCAUUGGGUGUUGCCAUUACCCUGAUUUCCGUUGACGACGAAUUGGGGCCCUCUCUUUACAAGUGCGACCCCGCUGGAUACUUUGUUGGUUACAAGGCUACUUCUACGGGACCCAAACAACAAGAAGCGAUGAAUUACCUCGAGAAGAAAUUAAAGAAAAAAGAGCAUGCACCUGGUGACUGGAAGCAGGUUGUUGAGCUAGCCAUUACAACCUUGUCAAAUGUCCUUGCUGUGGAUUUCCGCAAAAAUGAUAUCGAGAUUGGUGUGGUGGGUAUCGAUGGUUCAGACAAGUUUAGAAAACUGACUGUAGACGAGAUCGAUGAGCGUCUUGUUGCAAUUGCUGAGCAAGAUUAG